Molecule: messenger RNA, 2450 nt
Organism: Oncorhynchus nerka (sockeye salmon)
Lineage: Eukaryota; Metazoa; Chordata; Actinopteri; Salmoniformes; Salmonidae
Product: mothers against decapentaplegic homolog 7-like
Exons: 1
Coding region: 1415-2041 (208 amino acids)
Biological process (GO): transforming growth factor beta receptor signaling pathway; anatomical structure morphogenesis; SMAD protein signal transduction
Cellular component (GO): heteromeric SMAD protein complex
Molecular function (GO): transcription regulator inhibitor activity; I-SMAD binding
Source: RefSeq, a predicted model, not a curated record
UUUGUUUUGUGAACUUUUAACCAUUGAAUGUCUAACCCUCUCAGAGAAGAUACAAAAAUACCAGGUUUUCCAGAAAUCCUGAUUCUGAAAUCCCUUGCUUAUUCCUUUGUGAUCCAGGAAUCUUCCAAAUUGUAUUUCUGGAAAACCUGGUCAUUAGGGAAAGUUACCUGGAAUUUUGCAACACCACAGUAGGAGUAGAUUUUCAACCAAUCACAUAGGUGCCGUUGUCUAUUUUACAGCUCUCUCUCUGAAUACCGAGGCCUUUACUCAUAAAGGAGCUUGUUUACCUCGUGCUCCUGUAUCUCGACUUCGUGAUGAUGACUUUUCAGUCCUAGUUGUUUGUAGCUGUAGUGUAACUGUCUCCUUCCUGGUGUUUUAUUGGGCCCUUGCUUUCCUCUCCUUUAAUCAGACCCUUUCCUGUGUGCAGAGUGGAGAGCAGCUCUUAUAACAGGCCUCCCAAAAGGACACUCUACUAGUACUGCACUGUGAAGGGAAUCGGCUGUCAUUUAAGAGGCUUUUACACUGUCUUUCAAAGAGAAGCUACAUUUCCUUCUGGUUGCCCUCUCUUGAAUAUUAAAGCUAUUACUUGUAAUUUCCCGUGGUAGAAUGAGUUGAAGGGCUAUAAAACAGUGAUUAGGACAGAUUUACCGUCUGCUUGACGUCAGAACAUUGUUAGUUGGCCUGUAAGGAAAAUACAAGGCUCCAGACAGAAGAUAACCAUUAAGGCUUGUAUAAACAGGGAUUGGAUGGGUGUGUGUGUGUGUGUGUGCGUGCGUGCGUGCGCGUGCAUGUCUGUGUGUGCGUGCGUGUGUGUGUGCGUGCGUGCGUGCGCGUACAUGUCUGUGUGUGCGUGUGUGUGUGCGUGCGUGUCUGUGUGUGUGUGUCUGUGUGCGUGCGUGUGCGUGCGUGCGUGUGUGUGUGUGCGUGCGUGCGUGUCUGUGUGCGUGCGUCCUGUCUAGUUGCUUUUCUUGUGCGAAUUCCAUAAAUGUCUGUUGUUUUUGGAGGAUGAUUGUGUAAUGAAGGAUGCACUGUGAUAUUGAUUAUACUUUUUGAGUCAUAGCGCUUUGUGGCUUUGUAGUUGAAACAUAUUGUGAAAUGUCUACAUACAGUAUUUAGUUAAGAGUUGGCGGUAGUGAAACAGUUUGUUUCUUUUAUCUCCUCGUUUACAGACUUUUUUAAGACUUUAAUUGAGUAGUUGUUGAUAAGAAUUCCUCUUGAAUCUCUCAGCCACUGCAUCAUCAGGCUGGUCAAAAAGACUGCUUUUCCUGUUGACUCACUAAUGGACUCAAUGUUGGCCAGUCUGCUUCCUUAAUCCUCUACCACCCCCCGCCCCCCCUCUCCUUUCAUCCCUCUACCCUCAUCUGUCCUAUCCUCUCUCCUCAUUUCAUCUUUCCUUCUGAGUCACUCAUUUGAAAUGAAUCAAAUACAUGUUAUGUUUAAUCUGCUGUGUGUUCAGUCCAGUGUUGUAACCCUCCUCCGUCUCUCUCUGUCUCUCCCUAUAGAUUCCCAGGCUCUCCAGGAGUCGGGCGACAGAUCCCACUGGUGCGUGGUUGCGUACUGGGAGGAGAAGACCCGUGUGGGGCGCCUCUACUCGGUCCAGGAGCCUUCCCUGAACAUCUUCUAUGACCUACCUCAGGGGAACGGCUUCUGCCUGGGCCAGCUCAGCUCCGACAACAAGAGCCCGCUGGCUCAGAUGGUGCGGACCAAGAUCGGCUACGGCAUCCAGCUGAGUCGCGAGCCCGACGGUGUGUGGGUGUACAACCGCAGCUGCUACCCCAUCUUCAUCAAGUCGGCCACACUGGACAAUCCCGACUCGCGGACCUUACUGGUGCAUAAAGUGUUCCCCGGAUUCUCCAUUAAGGCCUUUGACUUUGAGAAGGCAGACAGCCUGCAGAGGCCUAACGAUCACGAGUUCACACAGCAGCCGAGGACUGGGUUUACUGUACAGAUCAGCUUCGUGAAGGGCUGGGGUCAGUGCUACACAAGACAGUUUAUUAGUAGCUGCCCCUGUUGGCUGGAGGUCAUAUUCAACAACCAAUAAAAACGGAUUACCUUUGGAUAACCUUCCUUCCCCUUCUUCUUCCUCGUUCUCCUCAUUCGAGGACCAGGAGAGAACGGAGGACAUAGACUAGUCCCUCACCUUUCCUUUUUUUCCCAGAAGACAGUGCUUCAAAAAGGAAGAUGUUUAAAGAAGAGACAAACAAAACCCAAUAAACCUGUUUAAUAUGACAAAUGACACAAAGAUUUAAUUAAAAGUGAAAUUAAAAGCGAAAAUGUAUUUUAUGUUAUAUAUAUAAAUAUAUUAUUACUUGUAAAUAUGAAGACGUUUUAUAUGCAUCAUUAUUUAUGUAUUGUGCAAUGUGUUGAUGAGAAAAAUAAAAUAAGAUGCACUUUGCUUAAUAUAAAUACAAACAAAGAAAUGCCAAAAUAAAUAAGAGAAAUUAUAUUUA